GCGAACUCUAAAACCCUAUAAUAUACCUCUCGCGCUCUCUCUCUCUCUCUCUCUAAACCCUAGGUUGUUUUUGUUCCUUCUCGAAAUCUAGGGCUUCAAAUUGUCAGUAAUGGAGACUUCGUCGUCGAAUUCUGCGCCCAAUUUCUCGCCGGAGUCGACGAAAUUGUUCGUUGGAGGGAUUAACGAGCGCUUUAAGGAGGAGGAGAUUAGAGAUUACUUCACCGAGUUUGGGGAAGUGAAGGAGGUUGUUGUGGUCAAGGAUAGGGUCACUGGUAACGUUAGAGGGUUUGGAUUCGUUGAGUUUUUGGACCCGGAUUCGGCCGAAAAGGCUCUCAAGGUGAAGGAGCAUGCUAUUGGCGAACUCAAGAUAGAUGUGAAAAGAGCGAGACCAAGAACUGAACAACGCCAGAAUUACCCAUCCCCGCGAUGCCAAUACUCAAUGCAUAGUGACCAUGAAAAUAGUGGGCUAAGCAGCAAUACUUCUAACAAUUACUAUAACAACGGAAAUCCUACCAAGUUAAAGAAGAUUUUUGUAGGCGGUCUCUCUUCUAACAUUACAAAAGAUGAGUUCAAGAGCUACUUUGAGAAGUUUGGCAAGAUAGUUGAUGUUGUUAUUAUGUAUGAUAGUUCUACGCAACGGCCAAGAGGUUUUGGUUUUAUUACGUUUGAUUCAGUGGAGGCUGUAGACUGUGUUCUGGAGAAGAAGUUUCAUGUAUUGAACAAUAAGAAUGUAGAGGUAAAAAUUGCAGUGCCCAAGGGCAGCAAUAACCAAACUAAUUUUAGUGACUCUAAUGGCAACUUGGAUAAUGGAAGAGGGUCUGCCCUUAAUAAUCACCAAAGGGAUUAUUAUCCAUCGUACAGCCUUAGAUAUGGGUUUUAUCCGGGUUAUGCAACACCACCUGUUCCAGGUUUUUUUUAUGGAGCAGCUGGAAAUGGUGGUGGAUAUGGACCUUAUGGUGGAAUAAGUUAUGGCACUCCAUAUGGGAGAAUUCCUUGGAGUGGUCAGGGAACGAUGAGUGCGAGGAAUGGUCAGGAAAUGGUGAGUGCAAGGAGUCCAGUUCCUUAUGGCUACACUGUUUUCAAUGUAGGUUUUGGUGGAUAUAGUGGCAUGCCUUCUGUUGGAUAUCAUGGCUAUGUAUGGUCUGGUGAUGAUAAGUCGAACCCAACUGAUAACGAUGUUAGGAUAACCAAUCAUAGUAAUGGAACAGAGGAUGUUGGAAGUGAAAAGUUGGAAAGUCCACAAGUCUCCUGAUUGGAAUCUAUCUGUAACUGCCAACUGGAUGCGAGCCUCUUACUCUCACCUUUUGUAGCUGACAAGCUCCGACGACUGAUCAACAAAAACCUUAUUGAUAAUUUCAGGAUUUGGCAUCUCGCUUUUUUAUUUUCAAAACUUGAUUAUUCUUAAUGAACCUUUUAUCUACCUACAAGUAUUAUGAACCAUUUGUUUUAUUUUUAUUUUUUAAAAAAAAUUAAUUUGCUUGACUUGGCAAUUCGAUUAUUUGGGUGGAUGAUCUUGCACUUUGGGCAAGUUGGUAAGGUAAGCUUGUACUUGUUUAAAGUUAAAUAUCUACUGUGAUUUUUUUAUUUCAUGUAAAAAUCACAAAUUGUGCUGGCUUACAUAGGCUGUGAUCUGGCCAAUAAUGUCUUUUGAGGAAACUGUUGGUGUCUGAAAUAACAGAAUUUUGUGUUA
This is a messenger RNA of Asparagus officinalis (garden asparagus), 1690 nucleotides long. RefSeq names its product heterogeneous nuclear ribonucleoprotein 1-like. The transcript has 3 exons. The record is from RefSeq and is a predicted model, not a curated record. Gene Ontology annotation, molecular function: RNA binding. Bases 110 to 1252 code for a protein of 380 amino acids. Lineage: Eukaryota; Viridiplantae; Streptophyta; Magnoliopsida; Asparagales; Asparagaceae.